Molecule: messenger RNA, 4710 nt
Organism: Microcebus murinus (gray mouse lemur)
Lineage: Eukaryota; Metazoa; Chordata; Mammalia; Primates; Cheirogaleidae
Gene: BTBD9
Product: BTB domain containing 9
Biological process (GO): adult locomotory behavior; modulation of chemical synaptic transmission; circadian behavior
Cellular component (GO): cytoplasm
Molecular function (GO): protein binding
Source: RefSeq, a predicted model, not a curated record
CACCCUGGGGCCCCCUGCUCUGGAGGGGCAGCGGGUCGGGCGGGUGGGGAAAAGCCAAAGAACCCGCCUGAGGCAACCUCGAAGCCCCAAACCCCAAGACCCCACCGGUCAGCUAUCGGCCGGUUGCUAAGUGACGCCAGCGCGCAAACGCGCGUGCGCGGCCACGGCGGUGUGCGUGAAAGCGGACGCGCGCCGCGGUGGCGGCGGCGAGGACGGCGGCGACGGCAGCGGCCGAGGGGGCGGUGGCUUCGAGCCGGGUGCGGAGCAGGCGGAAGAGGCGUCUGUGCCGCCGGCCAGGUCGCAGAGGAACAUCGUUGGGAUCAGCGACUAUCAUCAGUUCUACAAGAUGAGUAACAGCCAUCCUCUUCGCCCCUUUACUGCAGUGGGGGAAAUUGAUCAUGUGCACAUUUUGUCUGAACAUAUUGGUGCCUUGUUAAUUGGGGAGGAAUAUGGUGACGUCACAUUUGUUGUGGAAAAGAAACGAUUUCCUGCCCACAGGGUAAUUUUAGCAGCCAGGUGCCACUAUUUUCGAGCAUUACUGUAUGGUGGAAUGCGAGAAUCUCAGCCUGAAGCAGAAAUCCCUCUCCAAGACACCACUGCAGACGCGUUCACAAUGCUACUCAAAUACAUCUACACUGGUCGGGCAACGCUGACAGAUGAGAGGGAGGAGGUGCUGCUGGACUUCUUGAGCCUAGCUCAUAAAUAUGGAUUUCCAGAGCUGGAGGAUUCUACUUCUGAGUAUCUCUGUACCAUACUUAACAUUCAGAAUGUCUGUAUGACUUUUGAUGUUGCCAGUCUCUACUCGCUUCCCAAGUUAACUUGUAUGUGCUGCAUGUUUAUGGACAGGAAUGCUCAGGAGGUGCUCUCAAGUGAAGGUUUCCUCUCCCUUUCUAAGACAGCACUUUUAAACAUCGUAUUAAGAGAUUCAUUUGCAGCUCCUGAAAAAGAUAUUUUCCUAGCCUUGUUAAACUGGUGUAAACACAAUUCAAAGGAGAAUCAUGCUGAAAUCAUGCAGGCUGUGCGUUUGCCUCUGAUGAGCCUCACUGAACUUCUGAAUGUUGUGAGGCCUUCAGGACUCUUGUCUCCUGAUGCCAUUCUGGAUGCUAUUAAAGUACGAUCAGAGAGCCGGGAUAUGGACCUCAAUUAUAGAGGCAUGCUCAUACCAGAAGAAAACAUUGCAACUAUGAAGUAUGGAGCCCAGGUUGUAAAAGGGGAGCUGAAGUCUGCCUUAUUAGAUGGUGAUACUCAAAAUUAUGAUUUGGAUCAUGGAUUUUCUAGGCACCCAAUUGAUGAUGACUGCCGUUCAGGCAUCGAAAUUAAGCUAGGUCAGCCAUCCAUUAUCAAUCACAUACGGAUACUCCUGUGGGACCGGGAUAGCCGGUCUUAUUCAUACUUCAUUGAAGUAUCAAUGGAUGAACUUGAUUGGAUCAGAGUGAUAGAUCAUUCUCAAUAUCUGUGUCGUUCUUGGCAAAAGUUAUAUUUUCCAGCCCGGGUCUGCAGGUAUAUUCGAAUCGUUGGGACUCACAACACAGUGAACAAGAUUUUUCACAUUGUGGCUUUUGAAUGUAUGUUUACAAAUAAAACCUUCACUCUCGAGAAGGGACUGAUAGUUCCUAUGGAGAAUGUUGCAACAAUUUCUGAUUGUGCCAGUGUGAUUGAAGGAGUCAGUCGGAGCCGAAAUGCCUUGCUGAACGGGGACACUAAGAAUUAUGACUGGGAUUCUGGCUACACAUGUCACCAGCUAGGAAGUGGUGCAAUUGUGGUUCAACUGGCACAGCCGUACAUGAUUGGGUCAAUACGGUUACUACUUUGGGACUGUGAUGAUCGAAGCUAUAGCUACUACGUGGAGGUUUCUACCAACCAGCAACAGUGGACAAUGGUUGCCGACAGAACUAAAGUCUCCUGCAAGUCCUGGCAGUCAGUAACUUUUGAGAGACAGCCUGCCUCCUUCAUCCGCAUCGUUGGAACACACAACACAGCAAAUGAGGUGUUCCACUGCGUCCACUUCGAGUGUCCGGAGCAGCAGAACAGCCAGAAGGAGGAAAACGGCGAAGAGUUGGGGACAGGGGACACCAGCCUGGUCGGUCAGCAGCUUGACCCGCACGCCCUGCGGGCCCCCAGCAGCAGCUCACUGCCCCCCAGCCCGCGCUCCAACUCGCGCUCGCCCAACCGGCAGCACCAAUAAAGGAGGCAGGGGCCUGGUGUGACUCAUGGGCCCAGUGACAGCAGGAAACAGUGUGUCCUCCCUGAGCAGGGGCCUUUGUUGACUGUCCCCACCCCACUCCUGGCUGCAGAAGCAGACGCAGAACAGGUUUUCUCCCAAGGACAGAAAGGGGCUGCCUUGUUCUCCUCGAUUUGCUCGGUCAGGCUGGUCUCCCGGGAGACGCGGGUCCUCAGUCUUCACCAGGUCCCGUCCGCGCGCCUGUCCGCUCCGCCAGGCGGGCGCAGGAAGCAGAGGGCGCGUGCGGGGACCCUGCUGGCCGGAGGCUGGGUUUCCGCACUCGUUCACUUGCAUGGGACACGUUGCCCUGGCAACUACGUGAUUUCUUAUUUCUUGUAGUUAUUCUCCAUUUGCCGAAUCAUAGGUGUUCCAGAUCUUUUUGAAAUGCUCUAACAGCAAAUCACUUGUUUUCAUCCCUUUCGACGCUGUAAUUCCCCUCCCCUGGUUUUGUGCACGUCUCCUCGUGACACGCACCCGGGCGCGUCCGGUCGGGCGCGGAGGAGCCUCUGAGGAGGUUCGACACAAUACACAGUGAGCAGAGCAGCCUGUGGACAGAGUUAGUGACCACGCGAUCGCUGAGUUAUCAACCUGUCAUUCCGGAAACGCACCCAGCCUGCAAGCUGGGGCGGCUGACAGGAAACGGUCGCUGUGCUGGGUGCAGGUGUCCCACGUGGCCGCCCGGGUCUGGCGGGCUUAGCUGCCCUCGGGCUUUGUUUAGUUCAGGAGGCAGCCGCCGCCCGGCAGCGUCCCACGAGCAGGGGCUCUGUGGCCUGGAGGUGGCUGCCAGGCCCCUGCGCUCGGCGGGCGGAGCGGCCGCUCUGAGCAGCUUUCCUCCUAGUCACCAUCACAAGGGUCUCGUGUGACUGCUGCAGCUCCGUCUGGCUCUGCCUCUGUGAUCUCUAUCCCAGUGCACCUGGCCCUGGUCACUGCUCGGCCACCGUCUGCCCUCUUGCUGUCCCCAGACUCCCGCCGCCUCCGGACAGUGUGGCCAAGAGGGGUCACGGGGUCCUCGGUGGUCCUGCGACCCUGCUGGGAGCAGGGGUGAGGGCUCCGGGCCUGCUUUCUGGCGUCUCAAAGACACAUUGGCUGGGGGUGCAGGAAGAGCCAGCGGGUCAGCUGUUUUCUCCUAGUUUAACUUAGUGUCGAGUGAUUUACCCGUGUUGCAAUAGUGGGGUGGCGUCAAACUGCGUGAUUAAACGAACGGUUGUCUUUCUGCGUGAGCACAGCAGCAGCACACAGAGGGUCCCUGGGUGGGGGACAGCUGCUCCUGGGGGCAGAAGCCACGGUCCCCUCCCUCCCCCGGCUCUGCGUGUGGGUGAGCGGACGUCUCCCCCAGCCGCACCAGGCAUUCCAUAAUGAGAAGAGGUUCCAGGGACAAAUGGCAGAUGGUGGGGCGUCCGCCGGCCGUGGGGCCUCCUGCACGUCACUGCCCGUCAGCACCCAGCAGUCACCGGCUAGCACAGAGCUCCUGCCCCUCAGCACGCCCUCACACGGCAUCCCCUGCCCAGAUGGGACAGGGCCAGAUCAGGCAUAGCGAGGGCAGAGUUCAAAUGCCUCGAAAGAUCGGUUCAAGGACUUCUUUCUGGACGUAGAAGUUGCCUGUCCAGGGGCCCCGGGCCUGGAGCGCUCUUCUGACCCGGGGACGAGGGGUGGCUGGCACAGGCCGGCAGAGGCACGCACCGCGCAGCCUGGCCCAGGCCACAGCGGCGGCUCCUGCCCCCUCCUGGCCUCGGCAGCUUCCUUCUGUCUUCCAGCACUUUAGAGAUGCCCCUUAUUAUCAGGUAAAGAGAAGUAAGGGGACAGCGGGGCGGGACGUCAGCGGGAAGGACCGAGGGCAGGUCUCACACCCCACCCCGCUGUGGCUGCCACUCACUCAGACGGAGGCCUGGUCUCUGCUCCCUUGCCGGGCCGCGCGGGUGCCUUGAUGGGCUUUCUGAUUCGGGGCAGGAGGCUCUCGUACACGCAGCGGGGCCGGGACACCACAGUCAAGGUGUGUCACAGCAGACACAGGGCGAGGCCAUCGUCUCCAGGUAACGGGGAUGAGAGGGCAAGAAAGGUCCCCAGACGGCCCCCAGAAAUGGGUGUUGCCAGAACUCCCCCACCCCCGCCCUUCAUUUCUUAGCAUGUUUUUUGGGAGAGUAGAAAGAAAACUUCAUUGGGGCUUUUGGGGGAAGCCUUCAAAGUCACCUUUGGCAGCUCCUGGGAGGGCCAUUUGGGGUGGGGUCCCAGCAGCUGGCUCCCGGCGGGACAGUCCUAGAGGCAGGCCUUGCUGCGAGCACUUGCGACAUGGAUGAGAACAAAACAGCUGUGCAGACAUCUCUCUCUCACAUACACACGCACACUUGUUCUCCCGUUUUCUGAGUGCUUUUUCUGUUUUUAUUCUUCUGAUUUUAGUUAGAACCAUGUGCUGUGAUGGAUGUGGGACUCUUCUCCAUUGCUCUUUAAAUUGUCACUUUUUAAAUCUUAUUAAAUGAAGUGUUGAUUCCUGA